AUGUUCUUCUUCUUUAGUGCUUUGGUCACUUCUCUAUCAGCGUCUAUCAUCAUAUUCAAAGUGGUAAUGAUGCAAAACGUCAUGAUUCCAGGCACUAAUCGUGCUGGCCUCAGUCUGAUGGACGACCAGGAUGGCACAACAGGAUAUUUUCCUUGGGCAGAUUCGAAGCAAGUUCGCAUCUUCUCUAACGAGUCAUGGGCCGACCCCGCAGCACAACGUUUCGACGAACUCCGCAAAGACGCCGUACGAAGUAGCUGGUUGGAAAUGUUUCCCUCGGACUGGCAAGGCAUAGCGGCACAGGCCGUCAAUACUGGGAAUAUUACGGCUCCCAGGACGCAAAUGUCAAUGUUUCAUCAGCUAGACUGUCUGCUUUCGAUUCUAGAUACCUUUCUCGAUCUCAACAGAACCAAGAGAGUGAAACCGACUGAAUAUACGUUCAAAUGCUUUAGCUACCUACAUUCAGCUCUGCUCUGUUGUAGUGAUACCGCACUUGAGGGCAGUGAUAUCUAUGCGGAAGCAGAGGGCAGGAACGGCACUUUGGGUAUUGGCUCGGCGCAUAUUUGCAAGUCAUUUAGCAAUUAG
This is a messenger RNA of Colletotrichum higginsianum IMI 349063, 582 nucleotides long. RefSeq lists its product as uncharacterized. NCBI's taxonomy places the organism in Eukaryota, Fungi, Ascomycota, Sordariomycetes, Glomerellales, Glomerellaceae. The transcript is spliced from 4 exons. The coding region runs from base 1 to 582 and encodes 193 amino acids. The record is from RefSeq and is a predicted model, not a curated record.